Messenger RNA from Coregonus sp. 'balchen', 9013 nucleotides. The record is from the annotation of a GenBank genome assembly. Lineage: Eukaryota; Metazoa; Chordata; Actinopteri; Salmoniformes; Salmonidae.
CGGAAAACCACACUAAGAAGAAGAAGAAGUCUCGACGUCACCACUGUAAACUUCUGCUCCGGAAGAAUACUUAGUCCAUUAUGAAAUCACAGGCGACAGAUAAGUAAACUUAGUAUACAGUAGCUUAUUAUUUAAGAAAAGAUUUCACGGUCCGACAUACUGUGAAUAUGACCUUCGCCUUGAGAUCAACGCGACGCUUGUACACUCACCUGUCAACGUCUGGUUUCGUGCAGUGUCGCACUAUCAAGAAAGAACACAAUUUAAAAGUGAGCAUUCAAUUAACUUGGUAAUGUGUCAGUUUGUUCUGAUAUUUUGAUCAUACCGGUAGUUAAUGUUUAAAAGCUUGAUGAACUGCUUGAAAUAAUAUUGAUCUGGUUGAUAGAUAACCGAAAUGCACGGCUGCAUUUAUUCUGUAGGCUAGUAGAGCCUUAGCCUUUGACCAUUACAUGACAGGUAAGUCAUUGGACGAAGGCGUCUCCUGUUGGGGGUAGUUUUGUUCAGAUCCAGACGUUCAAUCUGAACAUUAACAUGCAUCUCUUGCGCUACGGUUUUAAAAACAUAAGGACCUUAUAUUUCAUAUCAGCGAAAAAAAUUUCUAAAAACAAAAGGAGAUGAAUAUCUGAUGUUAGUGAUUUUUUUCAAAAAACAAAAGGUUAAAUUGAUACACACCUUGUUAUUAAGGUUAGUAUGGCCAUAUCUCCAUGUUACAGCGCUUGUUUACUGAAAACAGAUGGAAGACAAGAGGCGACCACCUGUGCUAAUUAGCUAUCUAGCAUGUUCCGAACACCUGUGUGUAAUGCCGCGUUCAUUACAUUUACAUUUUAGUCAUUUAGCAGACGCUCUUAUCCAGAGCGACUUACAGUUAGUGCAUACAUUAUUUAUUUUUAUUUUUCAAACUGGCCCCCUGUGGGAAUCGAACACACAACCCUGGCGUUGCAAACGCCAUGCUCUACCAACUGAGCUACCUGCCGGCCAUUCCCUCCCCUCCCCUACCCUGGACGACGCUGGGCCAAUUGUGCGCCGCCCCAUGGGUUCUUGUAUAGUCCCCUUGUUCAGGUAUGGCUAAAAUGUUAUUAUUAUUUGUGUGUCCCUGUGUUAGAAUGGUGGGUGGGAGCGGGUGAUCCCUGCAUUCCGCUCUGUGUGUGGUGAAGAUGGAGUGUCCUUGGGUGAAGCAGUCAGGGAGCAACAUGGCAGAGAUGAGUCUGUACACAGGUGAGCUCAGCCAUCUGGCACAGAGCAGGUAUGUUCUGUCUCCAACAUGCACACACACAUACAUGUGUACAAACUCGAUUUGUGUAUGUGUUUCAGGGUUGGGGUCAAUUCGAAUUGAAGGCAGUCAAUUCAGGAAGUAAACUUAAAUUACAAUUUAAUAGUUGAAAAAAGGGCAUUUAUUUUCAAUGACUUCUCAAUAAACUGAACAGUAGAAGCUAUUUAAAAAAAAAAUCUAAAUAUUAAAUUCACAUCAAUUCCUGAAUUGACUGCCUUCAAUUUGAAUUGACCCAACCCUGAUGUGUUUCUUGUGAUGGAUAGCUACAGGGAUUCGGGGUGGUUCUAGGAGUAUCCUAUUAGUCUAAGUGAUUGUUCUCUCGCAGAUGUCGCCCCCCAGACGUAGUGGUGUGGCCGCGUAGUGUGGAGGAGGUCAGUGCCCUCGCCAAGAUCUGCCACCACCACCACCUUCCCAUCAUCCCCUUUGGCACGGGCACAGGCCUCGAGGGCGGAGUGGGGGCACUUAAGGUGAGAGAGAAUCAGUCUGUCAAGGAGAUGUAUAUCAGUCUGGCAAGUUUGAUUAAUCUCUCUGUGAAUUUAUAGUCAUUCCACCUCAAAAAGUACAAGAAAGAGGAUUUCGACACCCGCCAUCUCAGAUUGUUCUGAAAUCCUUUCUGUAGUUAGAAACAGGAAUAUGAUUAGCAUUCCUUGUAGAAAUAUAGUUUGAUUUAAGCUAAUUGACUGUACACAAAUGAGCCAUUUUAAUUGAUAGGAUUCAGAUAAUCUUCAAUAAAUAUAGUACCUAACAUCCGAUUCGGACCUUAAUUCUUCCUAACAAUGAGUAAGACAAGGAAUCCAAUAAAAUUAUAAAAAGCCACCCACAGACCCCACUCUGAUCCAACAACCAAUAUACAGUAUUGGUUAUCUGUGUUUGACAAGUAGUAUGGAGUAAGGCUUCUUCUUCAUCCUUUGUAAGGUAUUCUCUGUCAAUCUGGUGAUGUUUUUUUCCCCCUGUUCAGAGAAAUUAGUCAUUGAAGUAACUUUACCAUAAAUUAGUGUGAAAAUACCAAGUUUUGCCCACUAGAUGCCGCUAUUCCUGCUACUGGCACCACACCCUUUUAUCCAUGUUGCUGGUGUCUUGUGUUUAUUAAAUAGAUCACAACAUUCUCUUUGCAACUUUGGGUAGAAAACCAAUAGAUUUUGCUCAUGAUGAAACUAGAUUUUAUGGUCAUCCUCACAAUUCAAGCCAGUCCUCCAUGAAAGCAAUUCUGUUUUUCAUUCUCAUAGGCUUAAUUUCUGACCAUGAAACAGCCCCUCUGUGUGUGGUUUAUUCCCUUCAAAAAAGGUCUGGAUUAGUUUGACCAUUCCUGGUGAACAAGCAAACCAUUAGGCUACAGCACUUCAAUGGUAAAAGUCCCAAACACACACACUAUAGUAUUUUGCAAUGGUAAUUGUAUUGGGUUGGGUUUAAUGGUAAAUGUCACUGAUCACACUACAUAUAGAGAUGUUUUCAAAUAAUGUUUUAGAAAAACAUAUGACUGCCAUGCAAUGGAUUAUAUUUGAAUUACUUUAUUAGGGUUGUCACAACAUUUUAGUCACUAGCACACAGUGGUGGUAAAAGUACCCAACUGUCAUACUUGAGUAAAAGUAAAGAUACCUUAAUAGAAAAUGACUCAAGUAAAAGUCACCCAGUAAAAUUCUACAUGAGUCAAAGUAUUUGGUUUAAAAUAUACUUAAGUAUCAAACGUAAAAGUGUAAAUAAUUUCAAAUUCCUUAUAUUAAGGAAACCAGAUGGCACCAUUUUCUUGUUUUUUUUUAUUUACAGAAAGCAAGGGGCACACUCCAACACACAGACAUCAUUUACAAACGAAGCAUGUGAGUUUAGUGAGUCCGCCAGAUCAUAGUCAGUAGGGAUGACCAGGGAUGUUUGUUUGAUAAGUGUGUGAAUUUGACUAUUUUCCUGUCCUGCUAAGCAUUCAAAAUGUAACGAGUACUUUUGGGUGUCAGUGAAAAUGUAUGGAGUAAAAAGUACAUUUAUUUUCUUUAAGAAUGUAGUAAAGUAAAAGUUGGCAAAAAUAUAAAUAGUAAAGUACAGAUACCCAAAAAAACUACGUAAGUAGUAUUUUUACUUAAGUACCUUACACCACUGCUAGCACAUUUCUCCAUCAAAGUUUUAGAUUUGAAAGAAAAGUAUUCAUAUGAGAAUUGCACCAUACGGAUAGCCCUCAGACAGCUGCCAUUUGUUGGACGGGAGAGCUGGGUUGAAGCAUUAGGUUGCUAAGAGAAGGACAAACUGAAUUGCUUUCAUGGAGGACUGGCUUGACCACACAAUUUAUUUUCAUAGUGAGCAAAAGCUAUUGGGUUUUCUACACAAUUUCCAAAGAAAAUGUUGUGAUUCAUUUAAUAAACCAGCAAAAUGGAUAAAAGGGUGUGGUGGCAGUAGCAGGAACAGUGGCAUCUAUUGGGCAAAACAUGGUACUUUCUCACAAAUGUAUGGUAAAUCAUGCAAGUGACUUCAAUGGCUAAUUUCUCUAAACGGGGUUAAAAAUAAACAUCACCCUAUUCACAGGGAAUACAUUACAAAUGGUGAAUAAGCAAUACUCUAAGCCACAGCUCCAUACUACUUGUCAAACAAAGAGAACUGAUACUGUGUACUGGUUGAUGGCGUGGGGUCUGUGGGUGGCUUUUUAUAAUUUUAGUGGAUUCCUCAUAUCUCACACAAUGGUAGGAAAAAGUUCAGUCCAAAUCGGAUGUUGGGUACUAUAAUUUGUUGAAUAUUAUGUGAAUCCAAUUUGGGUGCUAUCAAUUAGCUUUAUUUCUCAAUAACAAUCUGAGAUGGUGGGUGUCAUGGCUUGCUGAAAUGACAUGGAAUGACCCUAGAGAGAAAGACUACUAGAGUGAGAGAGAAAGUUGUUUUGUGUAAAAGCCGUAAUAAUUCAUGUUGAUGUUUUUUGUUUCUCUCACAAUGUUAGUUGGAAUGUGUGACAGAGUAAGACAGGAUGCAGUGUCAUCAUCUCCUAAAGGUGUCUAAAUGGAGGGUGCUGUGUAAGAGGUCUUGCAAAAGGGCUCAAUGCGUUGUCACUGCUGUUGUCAGUACCAAACAACGCAGGCAGACGUCUGUACAGUGCAUCCCUGACCUCUAAUAAUGUGGGUCCUUGUAUUCACAAUGUUUCAUUGAGGGUCGAUAUGAAGUAUUCCUAAGUGUGUGUGUGUAAGGGCGGGGUGUGUUUCAGUCUGAGGAACAUGGACAGGGUGUUGGACCUCCAUCAGGAGGACUUUGAUGUGAGUGUGGAGCCAGGUGUGACACGCAAAGGCCUCAACUCCUACCUGAGAGACACGGGCCUGUGGUUUCCUGUCGGUGAGUCACGUGACCUGCAAUGAUGACACUGCACCAACGGGCGGCCCAAUAGGCCUGUCACUACACACCCGGAGUUUAGUUAAUCAUUGUGAAAUUAAGGGGAACGUUUUUCUAUUGUGAAAUACGGGUCCAUGGGUGGAAAAUGUUGGGAACCCCUGAUCUAAGUAAUCAUACAAACUACUUUCAUGUACAAUGGUAUUGCAUGAUCGUCAUUCUAGCUGGCAUUUUGAGCCUUCAAUUGUGAAGAAUAUUUGUGAAGUGUUAGGUAUGAAGUCACUGAGGUGUUCUACUGUCUGUCGUCACACACAGACCCUGGUGCAGAUGCUUCUCUGUGUGGCAUGGCUGCCACCAGUGCAUCAGGCACCAAUGCGGUGCGCUACGGCACCAUGCGGGAGAACGUACUCAACCUAGAGGUGGUCCUGGCAGAUGGAUCCAUCAUUCACACAGCAGGCAGGGGGCGCCGGCCAAGGUAACACUCCCAAACAUGGAUAUAUUCAUGGUUAUGUACAGUUGAAGUCUGAGGUUUACAUACACUUAGUUACACUCCACAAAUUUCUUGGUAACAAACUAUAGUUUUGGCAAGUCGGUUAGGACAUCUACUUUGUGCAUGACACAAGUAAUUUUUCCAACAAUUGUUUACAGACAGAUUAUUUCAUUUAUAAUUCACUGUAUCACAAUUCCAGUGGGUCAGAAGUUUACAUACACUAAGUUGACUGUGCCUUUAAACAGCUUGGAAAAAUUCCAGAAAAUGUAAUGGCUUUAGAAACUUCUGAUAGGCUAAUUGACAUCAUUUUAGUCAUUUGGAGGUGUACCUGUGGAUGUAUUUCAAGGCCUACCUUCAAACUCAGUGCCUCUUUGCUUGACAUCAUGGGAAAAUCAAAAGAAAUCAGCCAAGACCUCAGAAAAAAAAUGGUAGACCUCCACAAGUCUGGUUCAUCCUUGGGAGCAAUUUCCAAACGCCUGAAGGUACCACGUUCAUCUGUACAAACAAUAGUACGCAAGUAUAAACACCAUGGGACCACGCAGCCGUCAUACCGCUCAGGAAGGAGACGCGUUCUGUCUCCUAGAGAUGAACAUACUUAGUGUGAAAAGUGCAAAUAAAUCUCAGAACAACAGCAAAGGACCUUGUGAAGAUGCUGGAGGAAACAACAGGUACAAAAUUAUCUAUAUCCACAGUAAAACGAGUCCUAUAUCGACAUAACCUGAAUGGCCGCUCAGCAAGGAAGAAGCCACUGCUCCAAAACCGCCAUAAAAAAGCCAGACUACGGUUUGCAACUGCACAUGGGGACAAAGAUCGUACUUUUUGGAGGAAUGUCCUCUGGUCUGAUGAAACAAAAAUAGAACUGUUUGGCCAUAAUGGCCAUCAUUAUGUUUGGAGGAAAAAGGGGAAUGCUUGCAAGCCGAAGAACACCAUCCCAACCGUGAAGCACGGGGGUGGCAGCAUCAUUCUAUGGGGGUGCUUUGCUGCAGGAGGGACUGGUGCAUUUCACAAAAUAGAUGGCAUCAUGAGGAAGGAAAAUUAUGUGUAUAUAUUGAAGCAACAUCUCAAGACAUCAGUCAGGAAGUUAAAGCUUGGUCGCAAAUGGACAAACCCAAGCAUACUUCCAAAGUUAUGGCUUAAGGACAACAAAGUCAAGGUAUUGGAGUGACCUCAAUCCUAUAGAAAAUGUGUUGGCAGAACUGAAAAAGCGUGUGCGAGCAAGGAGGCCUACAAACCUGACUCAGUUACACCAGCUCUGUCAGGAGGAAUGGGCCAAAAUUCACCCAAUUUAUUGUGGGAAGCUUGUGGAAGGCUACCCGAAACGUUUGACCCAAGUUAAACAAUUUAAAGGCAAUGCUACCAAAUACUAAUUGAGUGCAUGUAAACUUCUGACCCACUGGGAAUGUGAUGAAAGAGAAAUAAAAGCUUAAAUAAAUAAUUCUCUCUACAAUUAUUCUGACAUUUCACAUUCUUAAAAUAAAGUGGUGAUCCUAACUGACCUAAGACAUUUAUUAGGAUUAAAUGUCAGGAAUUGUGAAAAACUAAGUUUAAAUUUAUUUGGCUAAGGUGUAUGUAAACUUCCGACUUCAACUGUACAUCAUUGCUUACACUGCCAGGCCUGAAACAGAAAAUUACAGUUAAAACAUGUUUUAGGUUUUUAAUAGCUAAACACUGUGGCGUUUUCUCUCUUUCUGUAAUUUCACCAGUAAUGACAUGUAUGACCUUUGACCUUCUCUCCGUUAGGAAGACAUCAGCGGGGUACAACCUGACCAACCUGUUUGUGGGUUCAGAGGGCACUCUGGGGGUGAUCACCAAGACCACCCUGCGUCUCUACGGGGUGCCAGAGGCCAUGGUGUCUGCUGUGUGCACCUUCCCCUCUGUCCAGGCAGCAGUGGACAGCACUGUGCAGGUACUCCAGACCGGAGUGCCCAUCGCACGCAUCGGUGAGUAGAUGAGGUGGCCAUUUACUCGUUUUUAACACAGAACUUACCUCUGCGUUCAUUGUUUUCUUACAGUAAAGUGCCUGUCCAUCUUAAACUGACACUGAGCAAGAGACUGAUAUGCAUUCUUACUCAGAGUAACCAAGGGCUUUAGACACUAUUUGGAGGACCUGAUGCUAUUUAAAACACUGACCAAGUGUUUUACCACCAUCUUCUCAGAGGAGCUGGAGCCUUGUUCUAAUCCAACCACGUCUGUCCUUUCCAGAGUUCCUUGAUGAUGUGAUGAUUGACGCCUGUAACAGCUUCAACUCCCUGUCCUACCCCGUGGCCCCCACUCUCUUCCUGGAGUUCCACGGCACUGAGAAGAGUCUGGAGGAGCAGGUUACCGUCACAGGUGUGUGUGUGUGUUGUUAUUUUGUUGCUAUACUGUGUUAUAUUGUUAUACUGAAUGUAUGAUGUAAUUGUACGUUAAAAGGAACAUCAGUUGUGAUAGUUUGCUGUAAAUUCGACCUGUGAGAGUGAGAUUUCUUCUUAUUUGUUGAUGGGAAACUACUUGUUGUGGUGUGUCUAGAGGAGAUCACGCAGGCUAACGGUGGGUCAGACUUUAGCUGGGCACGGGAUGCAGAGACCCGCGGGCGCCUGUGGAAGGCACGACACGAUGCCUGGUACGCUGCCCUGGCACUCAGACCGGGCUGCAAGGUAAGGAAGGCUCUGAUAAAUAAUGUCUUCACUUUGUUUGUAAUGACGGAUCCAGUGUUGACGUAACAGAAAUGUGCUGACUCCAUUUUGGUCCUGCAGGCCUAUUCCACAGAUGUGUGCGUCCCUCUCUCUCGUCUCCCUCAGAUCAUUGUGGAAACCAAGGAGGACCUGAUGCUAAACCGACUCACAGGUAACGGCAAGCUAACACUCAACAGACUCCCUCUUGGUGCAUCACUCAGAGGAUACAAUAUUUGUGUAUGUGCAUGUUACUGUACAUGUUUGUGUGUGACCAGUAGUGUAUUGAGGAUUAUUUCUCUCCUGAGGUCCGAUCGCGGGUCAUGUUGGAGAUGGAAACUUCCAUUGUAUAAUGGUCAUGGAUCCCAAUGACCAGGGUGAGGUCACUAGAGUUCAUGAGUUCACUGAGAGACUGGCCAGGUACUGUAUGUCUCUUUCCUCCCUAUAUCGCCAUUAAUCGGCCCCUUGUUCCUGACCAUGGAACUCAUUCUCUCUUAUCCCUGUAUUUUAUAUUUCUCUGUUUCUCUCUCACGCUGUAGGAGAGCACUGGCCAUGGACGGGACAUGUACAGGGGAGCACGGGGUGGGCUUGGGGAAACGAGCGUUGCUCCGAGAAGAGAUGGGACCCCUGGCCAUCGAGGUCAUGCAGGGCCUCAAAGCGUCCCUGGACCCCAAGAACCUCAUGAAUCCUGGGAAGGUUCUGUAGCUGAAGGUACUGAAGCUAUCACCUUAUCAGAGCACUGAAUCAAUGAAUGAAGUGUAAUACUUAGGGAUGCAAUACCUCUGUCUGCCACAGGGUGUCAGUUGGGUAUUUUAUAGCGUGACUGACAGCACAAAGGGCAAAUUGUGUUAUUUUUGUGUCCCCUGAAGUUCCUCAGAAUUAACUGCUGGUAAUUUAGAUGUUAUUACAAUGGAACUGUUUGACUUGAAAUUAUUUAUUUACAACAAUCCUAAUGCAUUGUUUUGCAUUUUGUUUCUGCUAAAUUAUGUGCCCUGUUGAUGUGUACAUACUGUAUUCAAACUGUAAUUGGCCACUUCUGAUUGACAAUGAAGUAUUUUUUAAUAAAAAUUCCUCAUCAUAUUGCCAUGGUGAAGUUGCUCUUAUGUCUAAAGAUUUCUUCUUACAAUCUGAUUUGCUCCUUUUUAAGACAAUCUUAGCUGAUGCCUUGAAAUAAGGUGAACACAAUAACUAAAUGAUAAGCAUUUACACACCAUUUCUUGAGUAGAUUUGUUAAACUUAACAUUUUAGGCCUGAAUCUAGUUAAGGAAAUGACAUGAAGAAACAUGUUUAUUUUUUAUUUUUUAUUAUUAUUAU